Molecule: messenger RNA, 5396 nt
Organism: Melospiza georgiana
Lineage: Eukaryota; Metazoa; Chordata; Aves; Passeriformes; Passerellidae
Gene: LZTS1
Product: leucine zipper tumor suppressor 1
Exons: 4
Coding region: 121-1950 (609 amino acids)
Biological process (GO): regulation of dendrite morphogenesis; regulation of synaptic plasticity
Cellular component (GO): dendritic spine
Source: RefSeq, a predicted model, not a curated record
GGCCGGCUCCGGGAGCCCCGCGGAGCCCCGCGCCGCGCCGAGGAGCCAGCGGCCACCCGAGGCUUGGCGCUCCCGGCCGCACCGCGGGCUCUGCUAUGAUCUGGCGGCGCUGGGAGCAGCAUGGGCAGCGUCAGCAGCCUCAUCUCCGGCCACAGCUUCCACAGCAAGCACUGCCGCGCCUCCCAGUACAAGCUCCGCAAGUCCUCGCACCUGAAGAAGCUCAACCGCUACUCGGACGGGCUGCUCCGCUUCGGCUUCUCGCAGGACUCCGGCCACAAGUCCGGCUCCAAGAGCAGCAAGAAUGAGGAUUUCUUUUACAUCAAGGUCAGCCAGAAGGCGCACGGCGCCCAGCGGCCGGACUACACCGCGCUGGGCGGCGGCGAGCUGGCCGUGCCCGCCGGGAGCGGCUCCCUGGACUUCGGGACGCCCACGCCGCAGAAGCUGAUGCCCUUCCCCAGCCAGCUGGAAGUGGGCGGGGAGAAGCCGCUGCCUCGUCCCACGGCCUUCAAGCCGGUGCUGCCGCGUUCCGGGGCCAUCCUGCACUCGUCCCCUGAGAGCGGGGGUCCCCUGGCCCAGCAGCUGCACCCCCCGGAGAAGGCCAAGGAGCAGGAGCUGCGGCCGCUGCCCUGCUCGGGGGGCCUGUCCGACUCCGGCCGCAACUCCAUGUCCAGCCUGCCCACGCACAGCACCAGCAGCAGCUACCAGCUGGAGCCCCUGGUCACCCCCAUGGGCCCCAUCAGCCGCUUCGGGGGCUCUGCCCACAACAUCCUGCAGUGUGCCAUCAUCCAGGACAGCAACAUGAUGAGCCUCAAGGCCAUGUCCUUCUCUGACGGCGGCAACAAGAUCCUGAACCCCGGCAAGGCGCCCCAGCACCGCGCCGCUGCCGAGAAGAGCGCCUGCGUGCGCUCGCCCAUCGCCACGGAUGAAUCCACCAUCCAGGAGCUGGAGCAGAAGCUGCUGGAGAGGGAGGGCGAGCUGCAGGAGCUGCAGUCGAGCUUCGAGGAGAAGGAAAUCAGUUCCUGCCAGGCCUACGAGGAGAAGCAGCGGCGCUGCAAGGAGGAGCUGGAGGGGCUGAAGCAGAAAUGCAACAGCAAACUCAAGCAAACCUCGCAGAAAACACAGCGGACGCAGCAGGUGCUGCACCUGCAGGUGUUCCAGCUGCAGCAGGAGAAGCAGCAGCUGAGGGAGGAGCUGGAGAAACUCAUGAAGGAGCAGAACCUGCUGGAGACCAAGCUGAGGUCCUACGAGAAGGAGAAGACCAGCUUUGCCCCGGCACUGGAGGAGACGCAGUGGGAGGUGUGCCAGAAAUCUGGUGAGAUCUCACUGCUGAAGCAGCAGCUGAAGGAGUCUCAGACCGAGCUCACCACUAAGACCACGGAGAUCCUGAGCCUGAAGGCGCAGCUGAAGGAGGUGAGGCUGAAGAUGGAGGGGCUGGAGAUGAAGAGCCAGGAGCUGGAGGUGUCGCUGCGCACCAAGGCCAUGGAGCUGGAGGUGUGCGAGAACGAGCUGCAGCGCAAGAAGAACGAGUCGGAGCUGCUGCGCGAGAAGGUGAACCUGCUGGAGCAGGAGAUCCUGGAGCUGCGCUCCGAGCUGGCCGCGCUGCGGGAGCAGCUCCAGGGGCUCCCCAGGCCGGGCGGGGACGAUGCCCAGGCCCUGCAGGGGCAGCUGGAGCGGCUGCGGGCCGAGCUGAAGGCGGAGCGCGACAGCAACGAGCAGAUGAGCUGCAGCUUCCAGCACGAGCGGCAGACGUGGAAGGAGGAGAAGGAGAAGGUGAUCCACUACCAGAAGCAGCUGCAGCAGAGCUACCUGCACAUGUACAAGAGGAACCAGAGCCUGGAGAAGAUGCUGCAGCAGCUGGCGGCGGGCGAGGAUGGCAAGGAGCCCAUCGAGCUGGAGAUCCCCGGUGGCACCGACGUCCCCUACGAGGACAUCAUCGCCACCGAGAUCUGAGCCGCCGGGGGAGCUGUCCCCUCCCCGCCACGCAGUGUCCCCCUGUCCUUGCGCCGCCCGUCGUGUUCCAGAGGUGACCAAGCCACUCGUGCCAAUGGUGACGUGCCCGCAGCUCCCCCAGCCUGGCACUGCCCCCUCUGCCCCCGGGCAGGGAUCAGGACUCCAGGGAAUUCUCUGCCAUCCGUGCCCAGCGCCCAGGGGAUGCUCUGCUCCAGGCUGGGGGGACACAGCCUGCCCCUGCUCCGGGGAUGGCACAGCUCUGGGGUGGCACAGCUCCCACAGUCCUGCCCACUGGUAGUGGCAGAAAUCAGCCCAAAUUUGUGCCCAGCUCUGGGAAUGGCACAGCACCAGGGAUGGCACAGCAGCAUCCUGCCCGCUGAUGGUGGCAGGAAUCAGCCCCAGUGUGUGCCCAACUCCAAGGACGGCACAGUAUCAUCCUGCCCAUGGUGGGCAGGAACCAGCCCCAAUUUGUGCCCAGAAAUCAGCCCCAGUGUGUGCCCAUCUCCAAGGAUGGCACAGCACAGUCCUGCCCACCGAUGGUGGCAGGAAUCAGCCCCAGAUCCCUGGAGGAAGCUCCCACUCCUCCUCACCCUCCUUUGGCACCAUGGGAGCACAGAGCCACCUCCUGCCACUGCCACAUCCACCCAUGCCAGCCCAUGAGGGCCUCAGGAAGGUCCCCAGCUGCUCACACCCCCCAGUAUGCCCCAACUCACUGAAAUCACCCCAAAAUCAUCCCAAAAUCACCCUGAAAUCACCUUGAGAUCACCCUGAACUCCCCAUUCAGUCCAAGCACAGCCCCCUUCACUGCACCCACAGCCCCCACAGCCCUCCCUCUGGCAUUCCCAGCUCCCACAGACAAGGACCCCAUCCCUUCUCCCGGCUGCCAGGCAGCAGCUGGAUCUGAGGAUUCACAGGAAUGUCCCAGCCACGUUCUGAGCAGGGAUUGGGGUUUGUGUUCACCCCACAGCCCCCUGCACUCGCUGGGGCUGUCCCUCCCGGCUGCCUUAUCUCCUCCCGUGCCCUGAUCCCGCAGGAUCCGGCCCAGGGGAGCUGGUUAAACACCCCAAACCAACCACUGCCACCUUAAUUUCUACCCCAGCUCUUAAAAGCUCCUCCUGCCGCCAGCGAGUGGCUCCACAGACACCGAGGUGGCCCCGCUGGUGACCAUGGUGUCCCCCUGGCUGGGGAGGGAACCAGCAGGACCCUCCCCUAGGGGACCCCUCUGUGCCAGUGCAAUGAUAUUUUUUGCUGCAAUUAUUUACCCACUGCCCCAUUCCAGGGCUCUUGGGGGAGGUUCUUGCACGAUCCCAACGCCGCCAAUUCGGCCACGGGCUCCGAGCUGUGCGAAAUCCCGCGCCCCUCGCGCCACUGCAGCCUGGAAAGGUGACACACAGGAACCAGUCUGUGCCUUCUGCACCUGAGCACCCCAAACCACUGCCCCGGCUCUCCUGGCUGGGCCUGGCACUGCCCAGAUGGUCCUGGCACUGCCCAGCCAGGUCUGGCACUGCCCAGCCAGUCCUGGCACUGCCUAGUUGCUCCUGGCACUGUCCAGCUGAGCCUAGUGCUACCCAGCUGGGCCUGGCACUGCCUGGUCAGUCCUAGCUCUGCCCAGCCAGGUCUGGUAGUGCCCACCCAGUCCUGACACCACCCAGCCACUCCUGGCACUGCCCAGCCUUUCUUGGCACUGCCUGGCCAGUUCUGGCACUGCCCAUCCAGUCUUGGUACUGCCCAGCCACUCCUAGCACUGACCAGCUGGUCCUGGCACUGCCCAGCUGCAUCUGGUACUGACCAGCUAGGUCUGGCAUUGCCUAGUUGGGCCUGGCACUGACCAGCUGGUCCUGGCACUGCCCAGCUGGAUCUGGCACUGCCCAGCCACUCCUGGCACUGCCCAGCCGGGUCUGGCACUGCCCAGACACUCCUGGCACGUCCCAUCCAGUUCUGGCACUGUCCAGCUGGUCCUGGCACUGUCCAGCUGAGCCUAGUACUACCCAGCCAUGCCCAGCACUGCCCAGCCACUCUGUCCAGCUCGGUCUGGCACUGCCCAGCCAGUCCUGGCAUUGCCCAGCCAGUUCUGGCAUUGCCUAGUUGGGCCUGGCAUUUUCCAGCUGAGCCUAGUACUGCCCAGCCAGUUCUGGCACUGCCCAGCCAGUCCUGGCAUUGCCUAGUUGGGCCUGGCACUGUCCAGCUGGGCCUGGCACUGCCCAGCCACUCCUGGCAUUGCCUAGUUGGGCCUGGCACUGCCCAGCUGAGCCUCGUACUACCCAGCCAUACCUGGCACUGCCCAGCCAUACCUGGCACUGUCCAGCUGAGCCUACUACUGCCCAGCCAGUCCUGGCACUGACCAGAUAGUUCUGGCAGUGUCCAGCUGAGCCUGGUACUGCCCAGCCUUUCUUGGCACUGCCCAGCCAUACCUGGCACUGCCCAGCCGGGUCUGGCACCGCCCAGCCAGUCCUGGAACUGUCCAGCUGGGUCUGGAAUUGUCCAGCUGAGCCUAGUACUUUUCAGCCAUACCUGGCACUGCCCAGCCAGUCUUGGCACUGCCCAUCCACUCCUGGUACUGCCCAGCCACUCCUAGCACUGACCAGCUGGUCCUGGCACUGCCCAGCCGGGUCUGGCACUGCCCAGCCCACCCUGGCACCGUCACAAGCGAUGCUCACCCCGGCCCGAUGGAAAAGCCAACCUCAGGCUCCUGCGGGUGCCCCUCGGGGCCAGCCCUGCCCAUUCCCUGCCCUGCCCAUCCCUGCCCAUCCCUUGCCCUGUCCCAUCCCCUGCCCAUGCCCAGCCCCUGCCCAUCCCCUGCCCAUGCCCAGCCUUGCCCAGCCGAAGGAUGUUCGCAAAGCUGAAGGAUCGGGGGCACAACGAGGCCGGCAGGGAUUUUGUGCCUCCCCAGAACCGGCACAGCCCCGCCGGGAGGGAGCAGAGCCCGUCCUGGCAAUUCCCGUCCCUGUCCCUGUCCCUGUCCCCGUCCCCGUCCCUGUCCCUGUCCCCGUCCCUGUCCCUGUCCCUGCCCCCGUCCCUGUCCCUGUCCCUGUCCCCGUCCCUGUCCCCGUCCCUGUCCCCGUCCCCGUCCCUGUCCCUGUCCCUGUCCCUGUCCCUGUCCCUGUCCCCGUCCCUGUCCCUGUCCCCGUCCCCGUCCCUGUCCCUGUCCCUGUCCCCGUCCCUGUCCCCAGGCGUGUCCCCGGCCCCGUGUCCCCCCCAGCUCUGUGAUGUGAUCUCCAGAGGCCUCGCCGUGCUGCCUUUGCACAACCGCGCUGUGUGUGCCCGUCGCAUUCCAGGUGUGUCGCUCCAGGCCCCGGCCUGGACAAGAGAAUUAUUUUUCUGCAGUUUUUUUUUUUUUUUUUUUUUUUGGUUUUGUUGAUGUUUUUUUGGAUGUUCUUUCUGGUGACUGAUGUAAACUACUGGUUAAUUUUAUGUUUUUUAUUUAUAAAUAAAUUUUUUAAAACUUC